UAAAGCCACAAUAGAAACCCUUUUCCUCAAGCCUGCCUUUACGUAUAUUUAAAAAAAUAAAAUUUUGGUUACAUACUUCUAAUAUUUUAUCGUUGGUCCAUGGAGGGUUCGUCCAAAGGGCUGAGAAAAGGUGCAUGGACUGCUGAAGAAGAUAAUCUCUUGAGGCAAUGCAUUGAUAAGUAUGGAGAAGGGAAAUGGCACCAAGUUCCUUUAAGAGCUGGGCUGAAUCGGUGCAGGAAGAGUUGUAGACUAAGAUGGUUGAACUAUUUGAAGCCAAGUAUCAAGAGAGGGAAACUUAACUCUGAUGAAGUUGAUCUUCUUGUUCGCCUUCAUAAACUUUUGGGAAACAGGUGGUCUUUAAUUGCUGGUAGAUUACCCGGUCGGACUGCCAAUGAUGUCAAAAAUUACUGGAACACCCAUUUGAGUAAGAAACAUGAACCAGGUUGUAAGACCCAGAUGAAAAAAGAAAAGAGAAACAUUCCUUGCUCUCCUACUACACUAGCCCAAAAAAUCGACGUUUUCAAACCUCGACCUCGAUCAUUCACCGUUAACAACGGCUGCAGCCAUAUUAUUGGCAUGCCAAAACCUGACGUUGUUCCUCUAUGCCUUCGAUCCAACAACACCAAAAAUGUUUGUGAAAGUAUUGCUACAUGUAACAAAGAUGACGAUAAAUCUGAGCUUGAUAGUAAUUUGAUGGAUGGUCAGAAUAUGUGGUGGGAGAGUUUGCUAAAUGAAAACCCAGAUCCAGCUGCACUCUUUCCAGAAGCUACAGCAACAGAAAAAGGCGCAACCUCCGCAUUUGACGUUGAGCAACUUUGGAGCCUGUUAGAUGGAGAGACUGGAACUUGAUUAGUGUUUCCACUGUUUUGUGCUUGCGUGUGAACUAGUGACUGCAUUUAGUGUGUAUUGUUUCUAAAUUGUAAACCAAUUAAGUUAUGUUUGUGACAUUUAUAUUUUACAAAUGAAAA
Raphanus sativus (radish) is the source of this 968-nucleotide messenger RNA. Its product is annotated as transcription factor MYB114. The record is from RefSeq and is a predicted model, not a curated record. NCBI's taxonomy places the organism in Eukaryota, Viridiplantae, Streptophyta, Magnoliopsida, Brassicales, Brassicaceae. The transcript is spliced from 3 exons. Bases 100 to 849 code for a protein of 249 amino acids.